AUGGGUGAAGAAGAAACAUUUAUCGAACCGCACCAUGCGCUGGAGAAGCGUAGUGUGUUCUACGUGAAACACAAUUCCACCGAGAAGACGCAAAAAUCGAUCACCUCCAGCGACGAAAAGCCCACCCUCUGGCUGAAGGAGCACGAUGCGCCCCGAAUACGGCCCCACUUCAGUCUCGCGAAGACGACGCACUUCCUCUUCGACCUCAACCGCUACCGGUGCGACCAACCGGUGGGCGAUGAGUGCGCCAACCGGACGGCACUGUUUCGCGCCAAAAUAAUCGGUGAGCUGCGGAAGCGUCUGGCCGAACCGUUCGCGGAUGGGAACCACUACCGGGUGCGGUACAGCCGCCCGGUGGACAGUUGGAACCGUAGUCCGCUGUGCCGCGUGAGGCAGGCGAACGUGCGCGUCCUGUCGUGGAAGGAGCCACCGUUCGUGUGGAACGAAAUCGGAAGCCAUCUGCCGGCGACGCCCCUGUUCGGGAACGUCACCAACGGGAGUUGUGUCAUCGUGGCGAGCGCCGGUUCGUUGAAGCGCUCCGGGUUGGGCACGUUCAUCGAUGGGCACGACAUCGUGAUGCGGUUCAACCACGCACCGACCGAGGGCUACGAGGCGGACGUUGGCUCGAAGACGACGGUCCGGGUGGUGAACUCGCAGGUCGUCACGAAGCCCGACUUCAAGCUGCUGACGGCGACGCUGUUCCAGAACGUUUCGAUUGCCGCCUGGGAUCCGGGCAAGUUCGACCAAAGCCUAUCGGAGUGGUUGACUAACCCCGACUUUAAUCUGUUUGAGAACUUUAAAAAGUUCCGCACCGAACACCCGCAGUCCAAUUUUCACAUUAUCGACCCACGAAGUAUCUGGCGAGCGUGGACGGCCCUGCAGGAUCUCACCAAAAGCAGCAUCAGAAAGAAUCCUCCAACAUCUGGAUUUAUCGGUUUAGGAUUGCUGAUGCCCGUCUGCCGGUACAUCGACAUCGUGGAGUACAUACCGAGCACUCGUAUGAACGGCCUCUGCCAUUACUACGACGAAGAGCUCAACCUCGGCUGCACCUUUGGCGCGUGGCAUCCGCUGGCCGCCGAGAAGCUGCUCGUCUUCGAGCUGAACUCCGCCAGCGACUACACCGUCUUCCAGCAGGGCACCGCACGCAUCCUAGUCGAUCGGUCAGAGCAGUGCUAGGGGGGGAGGGGGCACCCCCUACGCUGCACGACUCACUUCCGGCACCUGUCGCGAUGAAUAAGGACCAGCUGGAAUGCCGUCCGCCGAAAGUGUCGACCGGCAAAACAAUUAAACAACGGAACGAAUUAAUUAAACCGCGUCAAGCCGACAGCUGAGGUCAGGCGACGGUGGACGCGGCUCGACGACCCUCACCCACCCGAUUAGACAUUCCACCCGAGUCGACCGGCCGUCUUCCGAUAGUAAUGGCGUUCGUCGCGUCUCCAACUCCGACACCUCGCUCGGUGGCGAGGGUGUGGUUCCCUGGGCGAAGGAUGUGU
Molecule: messenger RNA, 1493 nt
Organism: Anopheles coustani
Lineage: Eukaryota; Metazoa; Arthropoda; Insecta; Diptera; Culicidae
Gene: SiaT
Product: beta-galactoside alpha-2,6-sialyltransferase 2
Exons: 5
Coding region: 1-1176 (391 amino acids)
Molecular function (GO): sialyltransferase activity
Source: RefSeq, a predicted model, not a curated record